This is a messenger RNA of Spirometra erinaceieuropaei, 13104 nucleotides long. The record is from the annotation of a GenBank genome assembly. Lineage: Eukaryota; Metazoa; Platyhelminthes; Cestoda; Diphyllobothriidea; Diphyllobothriidae.
AUGGAAUUAUUAUUGACUCUUCUGUUUUUUAAAUUCCAACUUGGCGGAGCCUCUAUUUACGACCAUUCUGUCCAUCCUUUCGGCAGUACAGGGAAUAACUUUGACUGCCCAAAUAUCGAGGGAAUAUUAAAAGACACUGGGAUUCCUCAACUCAACAACUUCUGGCCUGAACAGCAAAAGCCACCAAAAAAACUGUCAGAAUGGCUAACAACGUCAAAUGCCAAACUCAUUUCUCAAGAUAGCAAAGCAGAGCCUUGUUUUAACGCCUCUUUCCCGACCGAAUUCUCGGUUGAGGAGCACGAGUCCGUUACCCUCCCAUGUUACAUUCAUAACGUGGAUUUCGACUCCGUUGUAGUAAGUAUUUUUAUCUCGUGUUUUCUUGCGAGGUAAAACAAAUUGAAAUUCCUGGAUUACAAAUGCUACAACGACUGAACGCACGCAAAAACGUAAAUUAUAGUGACUAGCCAACAUUUUUUGGAUUUUAGCUACUUGUAAAAAAAAUUUGUUGACUUUUCGAGCAAACUGAGAGAAAAUGUGCAUUGUUUUAAAGCGAAGCGUUUAUUUGCACAUGUGUGAAUACACACUACAUAAAUAUAUCUGAGCGCAAAUAACGCUAAAGCAUUCCACAUAAUGGCGUUAUUAACAUAGAAUCCUCAGUACUUGAAGGCUAUUGUAUUAUAAUUUACCCCGUUAUUUGAUUGGUUUGACAAUUCUGCCGGCGGGCCAAAAGACCCAUUAAUUGCGAAAGAAAAAGCCUACGUAGUGUUUGGUUAAUUGUCACGCUUUUGUAUACGAAAAAAACGGAUACAUUAAAAAUAUCAAUUUAGAUAUCUUGGUGGAAAGAAGGCGAAGUACGAGAAAUAUCCGUCGGUGACAGUACAAUUAAUUCAAGGUAUUCAAUUUACAAAUCAAGUCCAAACGCUUGGGCGCUGAAAAUUACGAAUGUCACCGUAAACGACACUGGAGUCUACGUCUGCCAAAUCAAUCUUAAGGUCCUGCGCGAAAAGUUUUUCAAGUUGAUGGUAAUCGGUGAGUAUGCAUGGAAAUUCAUUUGAAAAUACUUCUUCAGGAAAAAUAUUUUGUUGUUCUUAUUCCAUAUGAAGCCCAAUUGGUUUAUACUUAAAUGUACUCAAAAUUGUCAGAUAAUACACGUUUUUUAGUUAUAAAUACAGUCUGAAGGAAUACCGUUUUUACGGCAUUUAUGAGAUUGUAUUAAUUAUAGCACAAAAUAAAUCAUACAAAUAUACCUGUUAUAUUUUAAAGGUUUUGCCGGUCAGGGGCCCGCGAUGAGCGUAUUUUUAGUUACGUGUAAAAUUAACUUAUAUUCAUGGUUCCAUGCACUGCGACAACUUUGCGCUAUCAUUAUUUCAUAAACAAAUUCAUGUUGCUCAAGCGUUUCGAAGACCUUCUUCAAUUCCAUGAAUUCCUUUUCCAUUUAACUGUUGUAGUUCUUUUGCUGUAAACCUUAAGGUCUGUUUUUGACCUCAGCAACCGAACGCCUCCACUAGGUUGGAUGUGUAUGCUGUUUUACGUUUUUCAGAAUGUCGGUUCCUUAUUGUCCCUAUGAUUGAAAAUGACACCAACAUUGAGUUUGAGAAAUAAGAACAAGCAGAUAAAUUGACGAAAAUGGUCACAGAGAUUUGCUUAAGUUGUUGUAUAAAAUGACCGCUGACUAGUCUACAUGAAAACCUUGUAGCUCUUGGUACGUUACGCACAUGUCUACUAGGAGAGUCUACUAGCAGCUAGCAUCUUUUAGUUCGGCAGAAUAUUUUUAUACCAAUGUCUUUUUGUCGGAUAACAGUAUUUAAGUACUUGAUUUUGGCACAGUUGGAUCAGAAGCCUUCAGUAUAGUAAUAUGCAGACUGUUUAAUUCUGAAUGUCAUAUUUGUUGUGCAGUCGAGGUCAAGUUAUUCUUGCAUACAUAUGAUUGUUCCUCUUCUGAGAACGCAGGCACGUUAGAUUAGCGAUAACUGCAAUAAAUAAAAUCAAAAGGACAAGAAAUCUACACUGUUUAUGACGACACACCCAUCAAAUUGUAGAAGAAAACGGGGUGACCGUUUUAAGCGCACAAUGUUCUGCGGAGACUUAAAUACUAGAAAUAGCCACGAAGUCUGCAUAAUUCCAAAGUGUAUGGUUUAACUUAUUUUUGGCCAUUAAACAUUAGUUAUGGAAUGCAGAUACCAAGAUAUCGAAAUGCUCAUUAAAUUUUUAGUUGGUCAUAUUUUCAUUAGUUAUUUGCACUCAUUAAAGUAUUAAUAAUUUGUUAAUUGUGUUCCGUCUCAAGAAUAGAACCUGUAUUAAUUUUGGGGAAAUAAUUUUGGGUGUAACUUAUUUUUACAGAAAAUAUCCACAAACCUUAACGUUUAAGCGUAUGUCAAUGUCAAUGCGUAAUCAUCUGAGCAACGCUGAUAAAAACAGCGCAGCAAGAUGCGAACCGUUGUUUUUCGUUUCAUCGCACAUUAAUUGUUUUGUGCUGAAUUUAGCUAUUCAUAUCUAAAAUAUAUGCGUGCGAAUAAAGGGGUCAAACUUACAUAGCUUAACUGCAACACCGAAUAAGUACCCAUUUAUCAUUUGCGCAAUGAGCACUAUACCGGGUAUUCCGAUAAUAAUUGUUUUCCGAAAACUUUGUCCACAGGUCACACAUUUCAUGAUUAAUGGUGAGCUGUGAGCUCAAAAAUAUAAGUCUAAACGCUCCGCCAAGUUAACAAUGAAAGACCAGUUACAGCAAAUGACGUAACUCACGAAACAUUGGUCAAAAUUCUGAAAUUUAUUUCGCCUUAAAAUGAUUACUGCAUUUUGUAUAUAAGACUGAUUAUCAUUGCACAUAAAUCUAAAGCAUUUUAUUUACGUCAGAAUGUUGUCUUUCAAGUGAGUCUCAUCUCAGACAAAUUCAAAAGUUACGCUCAAUAAAAUAUUACUAUCAAGUCAUAACGAUUUUUUCAGAAACUUUCAAUAAAUUGAAAUUUAAUUUGCCAAGAUACAAUGCGAAAAUAUGUAUGUUGGUACAUGUGUAGCAGCAACUUAAUCUUAUUCGGGCCUUUUGACGAGUAGAAAAAUAACAAUUUGAAAAGGUUUGUUAUAAUGAAAGUUUAGGACUGCAAAGUGCCCGAUUAACUAGCAUCAUGCGAUCGUUAAAUGGUGUUUUUAAUGCAUAGACAGAUAAAUAAAUAUCUUUACACAUAAAAUAAAUGGCCGUUGGUGAGAGAACCCUAAAUACAGGCUCAUAGAGAGGAUAUAUUUAAAAUUACUCAGGAAAUGGAAGGCUUUGUUAACUCUGUAAUAUAUUUUUUUCAACUAGAAGACUAAGGCAAACAUAAUAUUUUUUACAUAUGUGUAUUAAAGCAUAUUUAAGGAUAUUUCUUGUAAAAUAUAUUCGAAGUUAUAACGCGUUGAAAAUCGACAGGAUAUUUGCGUUGCAUAUGCAUAAAUCGUUUUCGGGUCGUGGCUACUAUAGCCGAUAUUUCAACGGGAGUGAAACUCUUCGGUUAUGUGGCAUACUAAGCAAACUGGGACCCGAAUUAAACAAUCCUUUUUAUUUUUAAGCACAUUUUGCAAUAUUUGGUUAAAUUUUCUCGAAGUAUUUUAGUUAUCCAAUUAACGUUUAUGGCUUUUUCUGGCCCAAAGUUUGUUUUAUUUGUAUGAUGGUCUACGCCGAAUUUUCAAAAUUUUUUUUCGCAAAUACUUAAAGGUGUAAAAGCCAUCCUACAUGUGGCUUGAAACAAGUCGAUAAGUGACUGCAUUAUUCUCUUCAAAGGCUCCCAAUGUCUUUACUUUUUUGAGAUAGGGCGAGACAUCUGAUUGCCUAAAAUGUUAAGUGCUUCCCACAAUGGAAAAAAAUAUCGACUGGACGCUUACCCACCUAAUGUACCCUACAUCUGGAAUGUGAAAACAUUUGUCAUCACUUCUUAGCUAUAACACAAUACUGUAUAUUAUGUUUGUGGCAUUUAGAGGACUUCUCCGACGUGGUUAUAAAUGCAUAUCUUUAAUAAAAAUAAUUCAAAGUUUAGACCUUAUAUGAUAAAAUGAUUUUUGAAGCUUUAUCCAGAAAAAUUUGACGCACUUUCUCAAAGUCAGCUCCUAUCUUUAAUAGCGCUGCGUUCUCUCCGAUUUAUUCUGACCUUCUGGAAUAGGCAUAUGUGAAAUUUGUGAGAUAACUUAUUUACUUUAUGCUAUUUUUGUAGUUCAUAUUAAUUGAAAUGCCUAAAAACUUGUUUCCUCCUGCCUUCUAACUCCGCGGCUGUUGUUUCCUCAGAGCAAAAGAAGACUUUAGAUCGUGGUCGGACAAAUGACGUUCUUGUAAAGGAUGAGGCCAUAAAACCGACUAUACUCAAAAGUGAGUUUGCAGCAUUUACCGUCUAUAAAUGUUUCACUACUGAUGCAUGAUCCGUGCGUUGCCUCACCCACAAAUACUUUUCCGUUUCGAGAAACGACCUUGCCAAUUUGUAUUGACAGUAGCUGUCAUCCUGUGUCAAAACGUAAGUUUUUCCCAGAUUAUGUUACUUCCAUAUCAAUGUUACUCAUAACGGAAGAAAAAAGACGCUGUAAUCAUGAACAAAUUGUACGACAACAUUACUUCGCUAAAUGUAAAAACGGGUCUAAUUAUCGGUUUAACUCGUUUUAUUAUUUGCGAAGUAUUAAUGGGUUUUUACGCAGUUUCAAUCCUAGCGCCAAUUUUGACUUAAAAGUUGAUCUCGUAACAAAACCUUUGCAAGUGCGUUUUCAAAUGGACUUAGAUAAACUGUCUUACUGUGGUAAAUUUUGUUUCAUUUCCUUAAACAAUAGUCAUAGAGUACUACAAAACCUGGCAGAAAUGCGGAAUUGUUUUUAUUUUCUGAAUUUCAAUUGCUAUAUUUGUUGACAAAUAUGGCAGAAUAAUGCUCUUACGUUCUAAAGAGCGAAUACACAAAAGGGUAAUGGGUCUUCCAAUUUGAUGUAUAUAGGAUGCUUUUAACUCAGUUUGGAAACCACAUGUUAAAAAGGUUGUUCAUAAUGGAAUUGUUAAUAAUAAUUAAUAAUAAUUAUUACAUUUGGUUUUACAGCAAGGUCAUGUGACUCUGUAUCUUUCACACGAGGCUUGAAUUAAUUGGCUAAAUGGUUUUGAUUUGACCGAGCAUUAUGGAGGCAGCCUAAUACUUCCCGGGUAAUUGAAAACGAACACCAUUUCAGCAAAUGAAUCAUUAUGGCUGAAACUGUUAACUUUAUCGCCGCAAGCCUUUCCGAUAUUGAGUUGUACAUAAGUACUUUUAGACUUUAAAGUAACUUCCAUAUUCCAUUAUGAAUAUGUCAGACAUUCCUUAACAAUUUCAGAAAAAAAUCAAUAACCUAAUGGAUGGCACAUGAAAUAAACAGCAGCAGGGCAUUGAGAAAAUAUAUAAUUACUGCAGGCAAAUAGUUUAGAAUUUUGCAAAGAUAUCAGUUGCGCAAGGGUUUUAUUUAGAAGUGACGCCCAAAGUACAUUAACCUUACAUUUUCAUUUUAUUUACACUUUAUUUACAUUUCAUUUACAUGCACAUUUACACUUAAUGUACAUUUGAAUUACAUUAAUAUAAUUGUCUGAAGUUCAAAGCUUGUUACCUGGAUUUAAAUAUAACGUCACGGAUUAUCUUCGAAUCACAAAAUGCUAAUGAAAAGUGCAUGUGGCUAAUGAAGACCGGAAUGAAGGUCGAGUGCCAGCGGUAUGAAUAAGUACAGAAGACUGACCAAACACCCGUACAAUUUAUUUAUUAUUCUGAACUUUUGGACACGUGCAGGUUUCUAUUGUUCGUGAUAGCAGCACGACCAUAACGUGCGAGAAUUAUAGGACGUAAUAGUCAAUCGUCGAUCGAUGGUGAGAAACGGGGAUGAACUGCUCAGAGCUCUGUCAUCCGGCUUCAAUUAUUGCUCGGCCUAUUUUAUUUCCGGCGUGGGCGACUAUCUUGGCGGCUGCGGAGUUAAACUCAUGACCCAGUUCGUAGGUGUAGGCAAUCAUUUGCGAUAAUCGUCGCCCCAUCGCACAGUCAGCUCAUGUUCAUGCAUGCGCUAUCCAAGCAUGCUUUAGUUUGACUUGUGUAUUUGCAGGGACAGCUUGGACACAGGAUGCGAUAGAGUUACUCAAACGUCUCCUAGGGAUUUACUUUGCUAUUGAUUUUCAUAAUCCUGUUACGCAUGGUAUCUCUGGGGUCGUGUGCGAUCCCACAAACUAGUCCCCAGCAAUGCACUGGGUCACUUCUAAGACGCCCUUUAUGGAUGGCAGAGCGUGCUAUAUUCUUGGUGGCUUUUCUGUCUGGGUCUUUAAUGACGGAACGCAUAAUUAUCGCACUUUAAAUGUUUUCGGCCAGCCCUUCGGCACAAAGUGGUCGUGGAGAUAACGGGUCUCGUGUGAUGUUUCCCUGGUUCGUUACAGUGAGUUUGAAUCCGCUUCUAGCGCCUUUCACAUAGAUUCAUUUAUGGAUCACUAAAUGGUUGUUGUGGAACCUGAGAGGUUGAGCGUUAGUCGUUGCCUUCUAAAAAAGCGUCGUUUCAAGUUCAUUGCUAAGAUUUCAUCUGACGAGCACAUCGUGAAGGGGCAGUUACUGCCCAUGUCCUUCUUCCCUCGUGAAUUUUAUAUUAGAAGCGUUUGCUUUGAGCAAAUUGUGGAAAUUCUGUUGUUAAGUUUGACGGUGGACUCAUGUAAAAGUUCUAAAGCUCAGAGCUACAAGCAAACUGUUUUGGUGCUCGACCGGACUUCUCCCUUUUUUAUAUUGUACUUCAGCAUAUACGGACGUUUAGCUCCAUACAGUGAAAAGGCCUACUAUGAAGGCUUUUAAUAUUUAUGCUUGUAUCUUCCUAAACGUUUCUCAAAAGAGCACGGAGGUAUCAUAUUUACAAAAAUUGAUAACUUACAAAUAAAAUGGGAUAAGUAAAAUCACGUAGUUUUCAAACUAUAUUUCCCAGAUUCGGCUAAAUUAAUAAAUAACAGUGCAUACGUCAUCUUUCUUAAAGGUUGUUUUGUGCGGUUUCGUUAUGGGAAUGGAUGAAUAUGUUCGAAUUUAUCCUAGUUGAUAUUUUUCUAUUUUUGUUAACCGACCUAAGAGGGAUCUGCAAAUGUCAAAUCAAAUAUUAUAUGUUUUAUAUUAAGUGUUGGGUUCACCGAUAACUUAAGCAGUUUUAUUGCAGUGUUGCUCAUUAAGACAAAUAACUAAAGGAUUUAUAAAUAUUCGUAUCCGAAUUGAUUAAAGGAAAUAGCCUGGUCUUUAGAGCAUUGCCACAAAAUAUCGUAGCCUUAAUUUUUAAGGGUUGAUUUUUAUUUGGGGUCGCAUAUUCUCCUGACAACCAUUUGAUAACAUCUGAGCAGGAGUAAAAAUUAGGUAAUUAAAUAUCAAAAAACCGUUUCUGGAAUUCUAACCUACGUUUCAACAUCAGGAUAAAUAUGUGCAAUUCAAAAGUCGUUUCUUUGGAGUUAAUGAUUCUGGCCUUCAAAAUAAUUUCUGACCUUUUGCGUUGAACUGAACAUAACUCAGUUUGAGACGAUAAUAAUAAUUAAAGUAACAGAAAUGACGACCCCCGUUCCAUAUCCCAAAGAACGGUCAAGUAUUUAAGAAUCUGGGAUAGCCACCAGGAAAAAGAGAAAAAGACACAAACAGCAUUUUUUCGAAGGAAGAUUAGUUACUAUGUCGCAAAUUGCAGCAGUUAAAAGGGUUUCGCAGUUGCGUAUUUUAAGUUGCAAAUACGAGUUUUUUCGAAAGAAAUAAGUUCUUUGGAAAAUAGAAACAAUUUUAUUUCACAUUUUUGACUUUGGUUCCCAAAGUCGUCCUCAGACUUAAAGUAAGUGUGCAAAACAGUUAACAUUUUAACAUGCCUAAAAUUAAUUUUGUCCUGUCAUUAAUGCUGGCGUAAUGUUCUGAUUAGUCAAUACCUUUACCACUUUUCCUUAGGGCUGUUGUACACCGCAUCCAAUUCUACGUGUCCAUUGAUGCAUGCGUUAUCAGAAUAGAUGGCCUCUAAAACUUCACGGCUUUUCUUAAAUGAGCAGAGACCUACAAUACGUGUCCUGUCCCAGGCGAAUUUGUCUCCAGUUUCCAGCGUAUGCAUGGCAACUUGGGACAAGUGGUCUCGCGAUCUUACGGCCAGUUGACAUUCGUUUAUUCGUGUAGGGGCCGAUUUCCCAGUUUAACGAUAGUAAACCGCAUUACAAGUGUUGCAUGGUAUCCUAUAGACGACUUCCUUCUUAUUUAAACAGCCAACCCUAUCCUUAGGGUGUACAAGCUAGUUACGAAAUGUCGUCGUCGGCUUGUGUGCCACAUGUUUUUGAUGCUUCCUUAUAUGUCUUUCAACUAGUUCGGACGCAUUCUUAAUGUAUGGAAGUGUUCGCCAGUUUUUCAUUUUGGGCUUCUGAUCGGAACAAUCUAGUUCCUUGUCCUUUUCUUUUAACUCCUGUCGUACCAUACAUUGGUGUACAAAAUAUGCAGAAUACCCAGUAUGGAAAAACAGGUUAGGCAAAUAAUUCAGUUUUAUUCGAUAGGUUUCGUUGUCAGAACAGUGAGUUCUUGAUCGCUUCAGGAGGCUGUUCAGGGCACUCCAUUUGUGAGAAAUCCGGUGAUUUCUCUCGCAUACAGUACAGUAUAAUUUACAACACAUUACUUUAUAGUAUACUGUGCACUAAUGUACAGUAUACAGUACCACGUGAGCCUAGUUAUAGGCAACGGUGCUUCAGUUGAUUUUUAUCCAAUUUGUUUACUUAUAUUUAUAUUUAUUUAUAUUUGUGCGUAUGCCAAUGGGGGACGAUCGGCUUGACAAUUACGACACAAACUAUACCCUUGAUCCCAUUGUAACGCCAAUUGCUCUCAACAUACAUUAUAAUUACUGGUUUUUAUUUUUGCGGAUCAGAUGAAGCUUACAUUAAAUUGAUGCCUUCAUUGUCACAUAAACGCCUUAUUCAUUUACUUUAGGAAGCAAACACUUUGGUAAAUUAUUCUAGCAGUCAGACAGUUUUCUUGGCUUAUCGACAAAAACAGUUUGGUAAUUACGUCUCGCUCUUUAAAUAAAAUAUCCUAAACCGCGAGUAUUCGACAAGGUUUAAGACUAUUGUGCAAUGAACGUAAUCACACACAUACUUUUACGACUGGAUUGUAUUCAAAUGUUUGUAUUCCAGUGAUAUUACCUAUUUUAAAACGAAAUAGUCAAUAACUGCCUUGCUCAGAGUAAAUGAGAACUUGAUUGAAGUUAGUGCUUCGAGAGCCGUGGCACAUCAAUAAAACCUAUCCUCUAAUGCUUUACAAGAAGACGUGAGUUUAAACUACUCACAGUACAAAACAGAUAUUCAGUAAAAGUGUUAUUGAACAGUGUCUUAAUAUAUCGUGGGCUUUCUAUAGGUGUACACAAUGUUUCAGUAUUAAAACAUAUUAUGUUUGCAAAAAUAUACAAUACCGAAAACGCUUAUAUAAAGAACUUGGUCUUUUGCCGAAAGUCUUCCAUAUAAAUAGCACAUAAAAAUACAGUGCGUUAUUAUUUGCAUAUGAAAGGAACUUUUACGCAACAAAAUUUGAGUUUUCUCCCUGGUUAUGGUAGAGGCCGUUGAAUAUUGAGAAGCUAAAGUGUCUGCAGACCUUUUAUUAUCGGUCAUCGGCUUAGAACCGAAAAUGUAGACGUUAAACAGGCGUAAACGUGUCACGAAAUAAUGUGCCUAAGCAGAUAUUUAAAGUUUUUCCAGCCGUCAUUUGGUGGUGAGAAAUUUAUAUUUCGUCGUUAACUUCUGCACCACAUUCGUAGUCUAGCCUAAAAAUAAACGCCAGCAGUGGAGAAAAUGGAUACUUGCAGCAAUUACCCGCGAUAACAAUUGUGCCAAAUAUAAAAAAUUGCUUUCUCAUGUCUUUUAAUUCGGAAGUACUUAUCGCUAAAUUUCACGGAUGAGCGCUGAUGUGACUCAAUUUCUCAGAGGAAACACAGGGAGAAAAUGAGUACAAGGUCCUUGUUCAUGGAGUUUGCAUAGUGCUAAAGCAACUUCGUAUUGAUGCAGAUAAAGUGGUCUUCGAUGGUUACUAACGGAUUGUUCUUUUCAGGGUAAUCCAAAUCAGUACUCCUUCUAGGAUAAAUAUGCAAGCUAAUUUCCCAGGACUAAUGAAUAUCUUUUAAAGGGCGUUGAUAAAAUUUCGUCCUUUGAGUACUGCCAAUGGAUAUAUUCCGUAUAAAAGUCGACCUAGUGGAAAUGAUUAGAAAGCGGCCUAUUGUUGACCACUUUAAGUUCUCAGAACACGGGUUGGCCAGUGCUUUUUAGUUGACAACCCGUAUUUGAGUUUAGCAUACUUUUCAAUUUUUUUAUGAACAUAAUUGGUCAUACAUAACAUAAAACAGAAUACAAUUUCAAUUAUAAUCUUUCAUUAGAUGGAAAUGCCUAGAACCCUCUCUGGCCUGGCAAAUAAAAUAUAAAAUGGAUUAAAUAAGUUAGGUGUAGAAGGCAGCGACUACCCAAAUAUUUGGCUACUGCAACUUAUGGAUGUCAGGCAUCCUUAAAGGCAAUUACUACUAGAAAUUAUGUUCAGAAAAACCGGUUUUCACUGGAUCUUUCUUGUUUGCUGCUAGGCUAAAUAGAGUUUUCUAAAAUGGGAACAACGUAGACCAAUAAUGCAACCCAUAGAGCAAAUUCUGUCAGAAUUUUCUUGUUGUUGACAAUAGUUUAUUGUUGUUCGUUAGUAUUUUUAAAGAAACCCAAAAUUCCGAGGGCAUCGAGACCUUAAAAGUCGUUAAUUACAGGCUACUAUCGGUAGUUGACUUUGCAUCCUUCGUUUACUUAGUCCGAAAAUGCACUAGAAUGAUAUUUAAUGACACGAAGGUUUGGGUUGUUAAUCGGUUUCCUGAAAGACGGCAUUAAAUAUCAAGCACCAUGUCUCUGACUUAUGGCCCAUUAGGGUACAUGGCAUUUUUACAGUAGUUGGUGAAAUAAGUGAACAUAUAGGUUGCUAGUCGACCUUAUUUAAGUAAACAUUUUUUACGAAAACAGCCUAUUAUUUGCAUCUCUGACAAUAAUAUCUUCCGCCUUUUCUUCAGGUUAUUAGAACCCGGAAAGGACAGCCUUCCUCAGAAUGUCCAAAAUAUGCAUUUUAGUUUUGCACAAAACGUCUAAAAUAGAUGGCUGUCUUUUUUCGUAACUAGCAGUGCAUAGUGAGUUUUAGGACACACACUGCAAUAUGCAGUGAUGCACUUUUUUGUUUCUGUCAUUUAUCCAUAACAGGCCGCCGCAUACUUGUAAACUUUGAGUUAUGUAUUUGUAUUGGGAGCCAAUGCUUUUCAGUAACAUUCCUAUAUUUGAACCUUUGAUGUAAACUCUAAAAUGCCCUUCCGGUUUAUUAUAGAUUUCUCAUCAUCUCUAUAUAACUUUGACGUACAAUGUUUUGACAACUGCAUUCUGACCUUAUGUUUAACAAUUCAUCUAUUCUGCCAAUAGUCAUUACCCCAUAUCUUGCAUUUGAGACAUCGAUUGACUUUUCAAUUUUCCAUAUCCCAAAGGACAAACUUUUUGUCUAACUCCCUCUAUGCUGAUGGCAAGAUAACUUGUAAUAUGUGGGUUUUUAAAAUGUAAACCACCAGGCGCUUGAGCAAGUUUGCCUACAUGUAACAAACCGCUCGGGGAGUAUGACCUUAAACCACCGUCUUUUUUAUUUUAGUAUUUGCGCCUGUAAUUAGGUUGUGUUUGCGGUGCUGACCCCUAUAAACUCUCCAUUGGCUCUUCGCUAUCAUAUCUAUAUGUUUAUAUUUCAGACGGAUAUUUGUUUUAGUCCUGUUGUUUGAGUUUUUGAUUAGCUCGCUGGUUUCCGUCUGGACGCUUGAUAUGUUAUCAUGCGCAGUAAAGUUCUCUCACGUAGCUGAUAACUUGGACUGGCUCCUGAUCUCCUGAUUUUUUAGAGUAAUCCUCGAAGACCUAAUCAGAGGAGAAAAGGGAGAGUAUAGGAAGCAAAUGACGUGUAGAGUUUUUACGCAGACACUAGAUUGUGAGUGGCAUAUUGCGUCCGGCUAAGCAGGUACGGAGCAUUCGUCGCAGUUGCGUUUUAUUGGCGCACUGGUUGCUUGACUUGUCAUGUCAGCGUGCUGAUUGAAAAGCCUUCUUUUCCGACAUCUGUGUCCAGCUGUUGUCGUCUUUGUAAUCUCGUUCGUUAAUAGGUUUUUCUAAAGCAAUGUUUACGGCCGAGCUUCCCGAUCAUUCGGAUUUUGUUGCUUUUAUUUAUUAAAAUCGAUAGGGAAUGCCUGAUCCAAAGAACUUGCAACUGAUGUGGUGGUCAAAUCUUACCAGACUUUGGCCACGUUGACCCCAAAACGUACGACCCGGUCACGUGAAUUAUACCUUAAGGACCGACUAGUUUCUCUUAGCAGUGUCAAUGCGUUUUCGCCCAGUGAUUUCAGUAAGAUUCCUCUUUUUUAGCGUUUUUUCAAUAAGUUUGCAGCCUCGGACAAUGUACUGUUGGUGGAAGCUUAUUUUAGAAUAUCCACGCAGCACAAAUGAGCCCGAUAAUUAACUCAAUGCUUUUCAGAGAUGCAAACAAGGGUUAAUCUGGCCAGUUUUUGUUCUUUUUAAUAUGGAAAUAUAAAAUAGUAUGUUUUCAUACUGCAACACGUAGUUGAAAUAUAAACCUAUCAAUUGCUUAACUUAAUGGCACACAGUACAUUUAAACUUUUGCAGUUUACGGAUAACAUAAUAGUUGGAUUCAAAGCUCGGUUUCCGGCAAAAAAUGUGUUAUUUCACUUUUUGCGCGGCCAGGUGAAAGGGAGCAAGUAUACCAGAACUCCGUAGUCCUGCAAAAUACUAAAACAUGGAAGUUAAAUGUUUAUGCGAAAAAAGCUAAUCCGACCGAUUCGUCGAUAAAAAUUCGAAUGGCAGGAUUGCAAGUAUCGUGUUGAAUAUUUGUAAAUAACUGCACUUUACUGAAAAUGCUUUUAGAACCUGCAACAACCACCUCACAAUGGAAGCCAUUUCUAACGACGUUUGAAUACCACAAGAAGAGACGAACUUACUCGUCCGCAACAAGUGGUUCCUUCAAACGGAAGCUCACAUACAAUGGCCUGCUUCUUUUACCGGUACUGAUCGCAACACUUGGCGCUUGCCGGAUAACAUCAUGUGUUUUUCUAUUACCAUCAAUUUUAACUGCGUUUCGUUGA